AUGGGUCUCAAAGACGGUGGUUUCAUAUCACACAUGUCCGACGUAGCAACCAAAAUGUGUUGGGAAAACAGACAACACCCCAAUAUUGUUCGAUUGUUCCAAAUUCUUCUUAAACGAGAUGAUCUUUGGGUUAAAUUUGAUCGUUAUGGAAUGAUGAGACCAACGAAAGGCAUUGCUUUCAAACAGAACAAUGACGAUGGAUCCGUGAUACUUGUAGAUAAACCGGAAUGGCGGUCAAAAUCUAAUUGGCUACAUUGGGAUCAGUGGUCGAUCGAUAAUGAAGAGAGGCAUAAGUCCCGGGGGGGGCUUGUGAAUGUUCCGGAAGAUGAUCCCAUACGAAAGGAAAUCAAGCAGAUUCAUGUUCGAAGGGGUUCUUUCGUCAUAUGGGACUCACGAUUACCUCACGGAAAUUUCCCAAAUCAGAGCGAUCGAUUUCGAAUUGUUCAAUACAUUGCAUUUGAAUCUGCGAAAGAAGAUGACAAGUAUAAAUUGACAAAUCGAAUUGAUGCUGUUCAUAUGCGUACAUUAAACUCGAAAGCCGAUGAACAACUUGCUGCAAUUCCAGAACCACAACUAACAGAACUCGGAGAGAAGAUUGUUGGGUUGAGAAGUUGGAAAACCAAUGAGAAGGUCUAA
Didymodactylos carnosus is the source of this 636-nucleotide messenger RNA. The record is from the annotation of a GenBank genome assembly. NCBI's taxonomy places the organism in Eukaryota, Metazoa, Rotifera, Eurotatoria, Philodinida, Philodinidae.